Messenger RNA from Pimephales promelas (fathead minnow), 3816 nucleotides. The record is from RefSeq and is a predicted model, not a curated record. Lineage: Eukaryota; Metazoa; Chordata; Actinopteri; Cypriniformes; Leuciscidae.
UCAAACGAUCACUCUCUCUGUGAAGGCAAAGAGAGAGAUGGUUUGUUUAUUCUAUGGUUUCAAGUGGAUGUGAUACAAAUAGAUGCUGGACAUGCUCCCAUGCUCUUGGACAACAUGAACAGCACCCUUUCUGUCAACACCCAGUUCAAGCUCUGAAAUAACCAAGAGGUAUCAGUUUCGGUGGUGAUUACCUUAUGUAGACCCCUGCUAAUGGCCAGCAGGACUGUUUAUCUGGGGCUCAAAUGAUACGUGCAUAAACUAAAGCAAGGUCAGAGCUUGGAUUAAACGCUGUUCUCGGGGGGUGAGGGAUGGCUGAAGCUGUCAAAGCAGAUGCUCUUUUGGCCACAGACUUCGUUCACGUGGACAGUUGGGUUUUGGAGAUCAGCCCUGGGUUUUGUGGGGCUGGAUAUUAUAUUUAUGGGAAAGCCAGGUUUGUGUGUACGCAUGAGAUGGGUUGGGAGUGUUGGUAAGCGGUUUUCCGUUGGAUCCAGGGUCGCUUUUUGUUGACAGGCGGUGGUGACAUAUUCAAAGGAUUAGUAGCUCUGUGGACGUGAGGCUUUCUACCUCUUAAAAUAGAGAGAGGGAGAGAGAUACUCAAGAAAACAAAACGGCAGUUAGACGACAGCAGUUUCUCAGAGUGCCACUGGACAUGGCUCACACCACACACAUGCACACCCAAACAUAUACCAAGUAACUCAUUUUGAAGCGCACCCGCUAAGAACAGCCGAAGCCGAGAUGGCGCUGACGGGGGUUGAAGAUAUGCCGCGGCAGUUUCCGAAGAUCGCCCUGAGUGAUGUGGAUGAGGAAGUUCGUCUACUGGCAGAGAAGGUGUAUGCCUCGGCAAUAAAGGAAGAGGACACUAAAGAUGUCCUUUCCAUGUACACUGUCCCUGAGGACUGUCCCAUUGGCCUGCAGGAAGCCAGACAGAGGGAGCUACUCAGAGAACUGGCUGAGCAACAGUCAGAAGAAAGCUCCAAACGGAAGAAGAGUUUUAAGAUUAUUCGAUCUCAAUCUAUGUCACUGCAAGUCCCAUUAAGUACGGAGAGUGUCCGGGGUGUGGCGACCCCCCUAAUUUCCCCUUCCUCGACCUGCUCCUCAAUCUCACAAAAUUUGCCGGAGUACCAAAGAGUCAUCAUUAGCGGGGACUACUGUGCUGGGAUUACAGUUGAGGAUUAUGAGCAAGCAGCUAAAAGUCUGCUAAAAGCUCUCUUUAUUCGAGAGAAAUACUCAAAACUGGCAUAUCACCGGUUCCCACGGACCACUACACAGUUCCUACGUAUUGCAGCAAAUGAAAGGUGGACAGAAGAUGAUGAAACUCUUCCAGAUAUCUGUCCCUGCCCUGGUGAGGGAGAGGACCCUUACAGCUUGGAGAAUAUUCCAGAGAACCUCAAUUAUCAGAUGAAGAUGAAGGAUGGCAUUAUUUAUGUAUAUGAAAACAAUGAAGCCAUGAGCAUGAACAAACCACGCUGUUUGCCUUAUCCAGACCUGGAAACAUUUGCCAUUGACAUGAGUCAUGUGCUCGCCAUGAUCAUUGAUGGGCCUACGAAGACAUACUGCCAUAGACGACUAAACUUCCUUGGGUCAAAGUUUUACCUACAUGAAAUGCUCAACGAAAUGGCGGAGCUAAAAGAACUCAAGGGUGUUCCUCAUAGGGAUUUCUACAAUGUCAGAAAGGUAGACACACAUAUUCAUGCAGCGGCAUGUAUGAGCCAGAAACACCUGCUUGAUUUCAUCCAAACCACCAAUAAAACUGAUGCAGAGAGAGUCGUCCUGGAGAAGGCAGGGCUUAAACUAACUCUCAAACAGGUGUUUAACAACCUGAACAUGGACCCGUAUGAUCUUACUGUAGACUCCUUAGAUGUCCAUGCCGGCAGACAAACCUUUCACCGCUUUGACAAAUUCAACUCCAAGUACAAUCCAGUAGGAGCAAGUGAGCUAAGGGAAAUCUACUUGAAGACUGACAAUUACAUCGAAGGAGAGUAUUUUGCCCGCUUAAUCAAGGAAGUGGCACAUGAUCUGGAGGAGAGCAAGUACCAGCAUGCCGAACCACGACUGUCCAUCUAUGGUCGUUCCCCAGAGGAAUGGGAAAGUCUCUCCCAUUGGUUUAUUCAGCACAAAGUGUACUCUCCAAACAUGCGCUGGAUCAUUCAGGUGCCCAGAAUAUAUGACAUUUUCAAGUCACGCAAGUUGAUUCCUAAUUUUGCCAAGAUGCUUGAGAACAUUUUCCUUCCUCUAUUUGAGGCUACAGUGAAUCCUCAGAAGCACAAAGAGCUCCACGUAUUUCUAAAAUAUGUGACUGGCUUUGACAGUGUGGAUGAUGAAUCCAAGCAUAGCGAUCACAUGUUCUCUUAUAAGAGCCCCAAACCUGAGCAAUGGACAACAGAUGACAACCCACCCUAUAGCUACUACCUCUUCCACAUGUAUGCCAACAUCAUGGUCCUCAACAACCUCAGGAAGGAACGUGGUCUUAGUACCUUUCAGUUCCGUCCACACUGUGGAGAAGCUGGUUCUAUCACCCACCUGGUUUCAGCUUUCCUCACCGCGGACAACAUCUCUCAUGGCUUAAACCUGAAAAAGAGUCCUGUGCUGCAGUACCUGUAUUAUCUUGCCCAAGUGCCCAUUGCCAUGUCCCCUCUGAGUAACAACAGUCUGUUCCUGGAAUACUCCAAGAACCCACUGCGAGAGUUCCUACACAAAGGCCUGUGUGUGUCCCUCUCCACUGAUGACCCCUUGCAGUUCCACUACACCAAGGAGGCUUUAAUGGAGGAGUAUGCUAUUGCAGCCCAACUGUGGAAGUUGAGCACAUGUGACGUGUGUGAGAUCGCUAGGAACAGUGUCGUGCAGAGUGGCCUUUCCCAUGAGGAGAAAAAGUACUUCCUUGGGGUCAAUUACCUAAAGGACGGGCCAGAGGGGAAUGACAUCCGGCGGACAAAUGUAGCCCAGAUCCGCAUGGCCUACAGACACGAGACGAUGUGUAAUGAACUCAGCUUCCUGGUAGACGCAGUAAAGUCAGAGGUCGUUGGGUCACAGUAGCUGUCCAAUGCUAAGCCCUCUGUGCCCACAUACUGUACAUGCAUGGUUGCUAUUUUUAUAUACUGUAGGAAUGGAUGCACAGGAAUCCAAAUUGUAAUGUUUAUUAUUUAGUCUUGCUCUGCUUCUCAUAUUUCUAAUACCCAGCCUUCUUGUAAACACCGCUGUCUGCCUAUGCAAUGGCUCGAAUGGGCGUUUCAAAGGGGGUUUGGCAUACUUGACAUUACAUUACAUGGGCAGUGUCUCCCCCCUGUGGAGAUUUGUGAACUAUAUCCUCUAUACAUGUACAUGUGCAAUUGGAAAUAGCAGACACUGAGAUGCUUCUGUGGCAAUCAAAAUUGUCUGGAAUAUCCCACCCCUGCUCUGCUGAACCAAACAUUAUCCUACACAAACUCACGCACAUCUUUCCCAUCUCGUGCCUAACUCCAAUCCAUUUCCCAUAAAUUCUCCACUGUCCUUACAGUAAUAAAAAAUGUAAUUAAAGGUACACUAUGAAGCUUUUUUUUUUGUUAAAAAUUAAGUUACUAGCCACUCUACAAUUUUGACAUCGAUACCAUGGGGGGAAAACUGCCAUAUAGAUAUUUGUAAUAUUAUAGGAAUAUUAGGCUGCUGUCACUUUAAGACCUGACACACUGAUCCAUUAUACUUUUGCACAUGCUUUUUCUUUCUCAACUGUUUACGUUCACUUAAAACAUAACUGACUAUGUUUAUAUGAAUACUCACCAAGUUGACAUUAUUUGGUGUAUUUGACUGUUUAAGCGCAAUAAACUUCGAAAAAUAACUUGA